Beta vulgaris subsp. vulgaris (sugar beet) is the source of this 1848-nucleotide messenger RNA. RefSeq lists its product as uncharacterized. NCBI's taxonomy places the organism in Eukaryota, Viridiplantae, Streptophyta, Magnoliopsida, Caryophyllales, Amaranthaceae. The transcript is spliced from 13 exons. Gene Ontology annotation, cellular component: membrane. The record is from RefSeq and is a predicted model, not a curated record. Bases 383 to 1636 code for a protein of 417 amino acids.
AAACAAUUUCUGAGUAAAGCAGAGAAAAGCUACUAACUUACUAAACAUAAAAAUCUCAUCUUGAUCUCUUUUUUCUCUCUCUCUCUCUCUCUUUUUUUUGUGCAGUUUAACAAAAUUGUGUUAAUCGCCGAAAGAAUAAAGAGGGAAUUACUUAAUUAAAUGACACUUUUUUACUGAUUAGCAGUAAUUAGAUCUCUGUUAUGAGUUAUGAGUGAUUCUCUCUCCUCCAUCAACUCCUGAUCUCUGAACCUUAGAAAAGUGAAAUACAAGUAACAUACUUUUGCUUUUGUUUUCAAGAUCAAGAGAAGUGGAGUUGUGGUGGAAUUGACUCAAACCUUGGAUCUUCCCUCAAUGAUAUAUAUGAUGUAAAAGUGUUUUUGCAAUGGAUAUGGAGAGUGGAACAUGCAGCACCGCCACCGCAGCGGCCACCACCGCCACUUCCACUGCGGCGGCCACCACCACCUCUACAAAGGAAAAGUAUUUUGGAAUUAAAGAUGGUUCUUGGUUUACACAAUUUUAUGGGUGUAAUCCAUGGAUGGCUAGAUAUGUUUAUGGACUUAUUUUCCUUAUCACAAAUUUUCUAGCAUGGGCUGUUCGAGAUUAUGGCCAAGGUGCAAUGAAAGAGAUGGGAAGAUUGGAAGGAUGCAAAGGUGGUUCAGAGUGCUUAGGCACAGAAGGCGUGCUUCGUGUGAGCAUGGGAUGUUUUAUGUUCUUUUUCUCGAUGUUCCUUUCCACUGUCGGUACCUCCAAAGUUCAUGACCGUAGAGAUACUUGGCAUUCGGAAUGGUGGUCUGCAAAAGCUAGCAUGUUUUUGGGGUUCAUGAUUCUUCCAUUUCUCCUUCCGUCCUCAAUCGUCUUGAUGUAUGGGGAGAUAGCUCAUUUUGGUGCAGGGAUCUUUCUCUUAAUCCAGCUUGUAAGUGUGAUUAGUUUCAUUUUUUGGUUGAAUGAUCGUUGCCAGUCAGAGAAGUAUGCAGAAAGAUGCCGCGUUCAUGUUAUGUUGAUUUCCACAGCCGCGUAUGUUAUAAGCAUAGUAGGGAUAAUCAUGAUGUACAUUUGGUAUGCACCAGAACCAUCAUGCCUGUUGAAUAUUUUUUACAUCACUUGGACUUUCGUACUUCUGCAGUUGAUGACGAGCGUCUCCUUACAACCCAGGAUCAGUGCUGGAUUUCUUACUCCAGGGCUAAUGGGACUUUACAUUGUGUUUCUAUGUUGGUGCGCCAUCAGAAGUGAACCACCAGGAACUAGAUGCAACAGAAAGGCGGAAGCUUCAGCUAGGACCGACUGGCUUACCAUCAUUAGCUUUGUUGUUGCACUACUAACAAUAGUUGUCGCAACGUUCUCAACGGGAAUUGAUUCUCAAUGCUUCCAGUUCUGGAAAACUGAGAAACAAGCAGAAGAAGAUGUGCCAUAUGGUUAUGGAUUCUUCCAUUUUGUUUUUGCUACUGGAGCUAUGUACUUUGCAAUGUUGCUCAUUGGUUGGAAUACACAUCAUUCAAUGAAGAAGUGGACUAUUGAUGUAGGCUGGACAAGUACUUGGGUGAGAGUAGUGAAUGAAUGGUUGGCAGCCUGUGUCUACAUAUGGAUGCUGGUAGCUCCUGUUAUACUAAAGAGUAGACAAUCAGGUGAAUUUCCCUGAAAAAAGACAGUCUUACUCUUUAUCAAUAUAUCUGCCCAACUAAAGGUGUCGGCAUUGACAAUGACAAGAGAAGAAUGACAAAACAAGGAAUUCUUUGUGACUUUGUCCUCAUAUGUUGGCAUUCAAUUCAACCAUAUAGUUACAUGUAUACUCGCUUAGUGACUCUAUGAGAUUAUCAUAGUACAAGAGUUUUCUUGGAAGUUUUUGUUAAA